Messenger RNA from Hypoxylon trugodes, 1992 nucleotides. Its product is annotated as mannitol dehydrogenase domain-containing protein. Gene Ontology annotation, biological process: mannitol catabolic process. The transcript has a single exon. The coding region runs from base 383 to 1582 and encodes 399 amino acids. Gene Ontology annotation, cellular component: cytosol. The record is from RefSeq and is a predicted model, not a curated record. Gene Ontology annotation, molecular function: mannitol-1-phosphate 5-dehydrogenase activity. NCBI's taxonomy places the organism in Eukaryota, Fungi, Ascomycota, Sordariomycetes, Xylariales, Hypoxylaceae.
GGCAACCUUACCUGAGUCGAGUGUCUGCGGCCAUCAUUCCUGCCGCAACGCUACGGUACCCCUCCACUUCCGGUCGAAUUGUUCGGGGCUCGUGGGCCUCGUGGUUUCUACCAGUCACCGCACUGCACUUGCACUUACACUUGCACUCUCCUUCGCCAUUGCCAACUUCUCUACUUCCUUGCGUAAUACAUAAGAACCUCCAAGUUUCCCAUUUUUUUCUCACUUCUUGAUUUUCAUUUUUUAUUUCUUUUUUCCACAAGCCUAUUUGCACUACAUUAGUGUUUAUUCAAUCCACCAUCAACCUACGAACUACUUCACACACCUAAAUUCCAUCUACAAUCCUUUUGAUACUUCUCUUCCUCAUCGCCUACAAUCAUUCACAAUGGGCAAGAAGGCAAUUCAUUUCGGUUCCGGCAACAUUGGCCGUGGCUUCGUAGCUUGCUUCCUACACGAGUCAGGUUAUGAGGUCGUCUUCGCCGAUGUUGUUGACAAGCUCGUCGACUCUCUUAACUCUACACCGUCGUACAACGUCAUCGAGCGUGGUGUUGAGGGUACAGUUACCAAGACGAUCACCAACUACCGUGCCAUCAACUCCAAGUACAACGAGGCCGAACUAGUUGACGAGAUUGCGACUGCCGACGUCGUCACCUGCUCCGUCGGACCCAACAUCCUCAAGUUCAUCGCCCCAGUCAUCGCCAAGGGUAUUGACAAGCGCUCAAAUGACGCCAAGCCCCUGGCUGUCAUUGCCUGCGAGAACAUGAUCGGUGCUACAGACGCUCUUGCCACCCACAUCAAGGACCCCAAGAACACUCCCGAGCACCGUCUCGACGAUCACCAUGAGAGAGCCGCCUACGCUAACUCUGCGAUCGACCGAAUUGUCCCUGCUCAAGAUCCCAACGCUGGCCUAGACGUCACCCUAGAAAAGUUCUACGAGUGGGUUGUUGAGGAGACCCCCUUCAAGCCUAGUGAGAACACAUCCACCAAUGUCGAGAGACCGUCGAUCGAGGGUAUCAAGUGGGUAGACAACCUACUUCCCUUCAUUGAGCGCAAGCUCUUCACUGUCAACACAUCCCAUGCUACCGCUGCCUACUUCGGUUACAACAGACAAAAGCAGACCGUCGACGACGCUAUGCGGGACAAGGACAUCAAGAACCAAGUUGCCGCUGCUAUCAACGAGACUGCCAAGCUCAUCGUCAACAAGCACGGCAUCGCACCGGAAGAGCAAGAUGCGUACAAGCAGAAGAUCAUUGACCGCAUCAGCAACCCCCACCUUGCUGACGCCGUCGAGCGUGUCGGUCGUGCUCCUCUGAGGAAGCUUGGCCGCAAGGAGCGAUUCAUUGCCCCUGCCGCCGAGCUGGCCGAACUAGGCCACGACACCCCGGCCCUGCUUGCUGCUGCCGAGAUGGCUUUCCGCUUCCAGAACGUAGAGGGUGACGAUGAGAGCAAGGAGCUUGCCAAGAUCAUGGCAGAGAACAAUGCUGAGGAUGUCGUCGCCAAGGUUUGCGGUCUGCAAAAGUCAGAGAAGCUGUACCCGAAGGUGCUACAGAUUGUGCAGAAGGUACAGGCGGAUAGCCAAGACUAGAGAAGCUGAUGGGUUUCCCCUUGUUUUCUAUUUCUGCAUCUGCAUUUCUACUGAAUUUCACGGCAUCGGAGCGACUGCUGGGCAUAUGGAAAUGGGGCCAUGGCGUUUUACUGUAUGAUACCGGAGGGGAAAGGAAACGGGAACGCUUUACGAUGACUUAGAUCAAGUCGAUGCUACAUACUGAUGGCAUCUCAUGCGUUGCGCUGCGUUCACGUUUAGAAUCACCCGAGUUAAACUCGCGAGGCGAUUAUAGAGGAAGAUUGAUUCUCAAUAAAUGAAAAAAAUCAUGAAGCAACUUUACAGUGUUUUACAAAAGUGAUUUGUACCCCUUUCCUACGUGAUAUCUGAUUCUCUUAGGACCAAGUACGUAUCUUGAUAUUCUAGGGUUAUAGAUUUCUUUGUCGAUGUGA